UUACAGCGGUUUUCAUAAUUAUGUGGAAUCCCGAUUUGAAAACUUGUAUGCUCGUAUUUGCAUCAAAGGGCCUACCCCAGCCCCAGUCCUUGCUGCGUCAUCUUCACUCCCCUCCCCCCCCCCCCCCUCUGUCUCUCUCCCUACCAUGGAUCCAGUGUCUGAUACUGAGGAUACCAAUGUGACUCCUAGUCACAAUGCUGCUCUCACAGUCCGAUGCACCUUUUACAGUACUGGUACCUCUGGAAAGAAGAAGACCGAGAAGAAGGAUGUCAAGACGAAGGAGCUGCCUUUCGUUUUCAGUGCAACGCAGAAGAAUUAUGUCGAUCUUCUCAAUACCAUUUUGACAAAAUUCGGAAUCAUGAACAGAAAAGCAACAGCAAAACGGGUUUAUCGCGUAAAAAUUCAGAUACUGCCUGCGAAGCAGAGUGAGGCUUGUGAUAUAGAAGAUUAUGCCGAAUACCAGGAAGCAACAUCAAAGAUCGUCGAAACAAAGUCGCAUCGUAACCAUAUAGUCUUUGUCGAUAUGAAAGACAUUGAGAAAUCCCUGAAGAAGGAUGGUGAUGAUGCUCAUGGGGAGGCUAAACGUACUCUGGGUCACUUUCGAAUUAUACUCAAACGGCGAUGGAAGAAUGAUCAUGAUGGUGGAUUCACAUUUGUCGAUCCAUUCACAGGAUUCAGUAUGGCUCUGACCCCACAAGCUAUGAAGGAAUGGGCGCGUGCUAUGGUACGUUAUGAUGGAAAUGCAAAAGUGUCGGAGCCUCCUCGUACCCAGACAUUUGAUCCUCUCUAUCGCCAUGACAAUAACAGCAACAACACCGAUGGUCUCACCGUUCUUUCCAACAUGCUCAACACGAUCUCUACAAUUGCUCGAGGACCUGGUUCCAUAUCUCCCAAAGCUCGUUCGCAUGCUGGCCCCCCUUCUACACCACCAGUUAACAGCCCAACAAAGCUCCGACGUUUUCUUGCCCACGCUGAAGAGAAGCUCGGUGUUGCCAAUGCCAAAGCCUAUGAAGAGCAGUUUAGCCGGGAGGGGCUUGGUCCGGACAUCCUUGAUAGUGUUGACUCACAGGAUCUCCGACAGAUGGGAUUGACGACCAGUGAUGUGAUACGGCUAAAGAAGGGUGCGCCGCUUUGGUGGAAUGGUCCUGAUGCCAAGCGGAAAGCAACCGACGAUGCAACCCCUUCUGCUGGUCCAAUGCCUCCAACAAAAAAGGUCUGCUUUGAGAAGUGCUACCUUGAUGGCAGUGGUGCUCGUACUCUCUUUGGUCCACGCCUCGAACGUAUUGAUGACCCUCUUGAUCUACCAGAAAGCCCUGGCUAUGUAUGGUAUUAUCUCUGCGAGGCGAGGAAUGAAUUUGUACCUGUUCCUGAGGGUUUUAUUCCUGUUAUUGACGGCGAGGAGUUCUAG
Desarmillaria tabescens is the source of this 1408-nucleotide messenger RNA. RefSeq lists its product as uncharacterized. The transcript is spliced from 5 exons. Bases 146 to 1408 code for a protein of 420 amino acids. The record is from RefSeq and is a predicted model, not a curated record. NCBI's taxonomy places the organism in Eukaryota, Fungi, Basidiomycota, Agaricomycetes, Agaricales, Physalacriaceae.